Molecule: messenger RNA, 1425 nt
Organism: Poecile atricapillus (Black-capped chickadee)
Lineage: Eukaryota; Metazoa; Chordata; Aves; Passeriformes; Paridae
Gene: HOXA4
Product: homeobox A4
Exons: 2
Coding region: 66-977 (303 amino acids)
Biological process (GO): anterior/posterior pattern specification; regulation of transcription by RNA polymerase II; embryonic skeletal system morphogenesis
Cellular component (GO): nucleus
Molecular function (GO): RNA polymerase II cis-regulatory region sequence-specific DNA binding; DNA-binding transcription factor activity, RNA polymerase II-specific
Source: RefSeq, a predicted model, not a curated record
GGCCUCGCCGAGCCCAGAAAAACGACAACGCGAGAAAAAUUAGUAUUUUUGCACUUCACAAAUUAAUGACCAUGAGUUCGUUUUUGAUAAACUCCAACUACAUCGAACCCAAAUUCCCUCCCUGCGAGGAAUACACGCAGCACAGCGGCAGCGCCGGCAGCUCCGCCAGCUACCACCCGCACCACUCGCACCCGCACGCCCCGCCGCCGCCGCCGCCGCCGCACCUGCACGCCGCGCACCCGGGCCCGGCGCUGCCCGAGUACUUCCCGCGGCCGCGCCGGGAACCGGGCUACCAGGCUCCCGCGGCGCCGCCGGGGCCGCCGGGGCCGCCUCCCGAGGCGCUCUACCCCGCGCAGGCACCCUCCUACCCCCAGGCGCCCUACAGCUACAGCAGCGCCGGCAGCGCCGCCCCGGGCCCCGAGCAGCCGCCCCCGGGCGCCUCGCCGCCGCCGCCCGCCAAGGGCCACCCCGGCCCGCCCCAGCCCCUGCUCCCAGGCCAUGCCCUGCAGCGCCGCUGCGAAGCAGCCCCCGCCGCCGGGGCCGGCACCGGGCCCGCCUGUCCGCUGCUGCCCGACAAGAGCCUGCCCGGGUUGAAGGGGAAGGAGCCGGUGGUCUACCCCUGGAUGAAGAAGAUCCAUGUGAGCACGGUCAAUCCCAAUUACAACGGAGGGGAGCCCAAGAGGUCUCGCACUGCCUACACCAGACAGCAGGUCCUGGAGCUGGAGAAGGAGUUUCACUUCAACCGCUACCUGACCAGAAGGCGACGCAUCGAGAUCGCACACACCCUCUGCCUCUCCGAGCGCCAGGUCAAAAUCUGGUUCCAGAACAGGCGCAUGAAGUGGAAGAAAGACCAUAAACUGCCUAACACAAAGAUGCGCUCCUCAAACCAGUCCACACUGAGCCAGCAGUCCAAAGCACAGACACAGGGCCACCCCCAUUCGCUCGAUGGGGCUACACCCAACGCAGCUGCGCUAUAAAUACGGUUUUUGGUUUGAGUCUUUUUGGUCUUUUUUUGUUUGGUUGGCAUUUUUUUUGUCGUUGUUGUUGUUUUGUUGGUUUUUUUUUUUUAAUAUAUAUAUUUACCUAUCUAUUGGGGUUUUCAAGCUGCCUCAAGGUGGAGGCUGGCCUUUUGGACCAAACUGUGUAAAACAAAACAGGAGCAGAAAAGGAAGACGAGACGUGUCCAAGAACGGGCACAUGUUUAAACCAAAACCCGGACGAUUGUCUACAUUGUAUAUAGAUAAUGGUUCCAUGCCCAUCAUUUUUUUCUAUUUAUGGAAACGCUCUCUUGCCCUCGGUGUAAGAGAGGGCUGGAUGCUGUCAUGGACGAAUUCUCUGUACCUAAGACGGACUCUUUUUCUUUUUCUUUUUCUUUUUCCUUUUUUUUUUUUUUUUUCUUUCCUUUUUUUUUUUUUUUUUUUUUUU